AUGUCCGAAAUUAACGAACAACGUGUGUGCAUCAAAUUUUGUUUGAAACUUGGUAAAAAUGCAACUGAAACGUACACAAUGAUUAAAACUGCUUUUGGAGACGAUUCUUUAAGUUGCUCCGUUACUUUCGAGUGGUUUAAACGUUUCAAGGAUGGUCAACAGUCAAUUAACGAUCCACGUUCUGGAAGACCGUCGACAUCUAGAAACGAUUAUGUUGUGGCGAACAUUUACAAAAAAGUGCGAAAUGACCGCAGAUUAACUGUUCGCGAGUUAGCAAAUGAAGCAGGAAUUUCAAUUGGAUCUUGUCAUAAAAUUUUAACGGAAAAUUUACAGAUGAGAAGGGUAGCUGCUAAAUUCGUUCCGCGGUUGUUGACAUCGGAACAAAAGGAAAACCGUUUGACGAUUUGUCAAGACCUUAAAACUCGAUCUGUUGAUAUAAAUUUCAUAAAAAACAUCAUCACAGGGGACGAGACAUGGGUUUAUGGGUACGAUCCGGAAACAAAGUUACAGUCAUCUCAGUGGAAAACAAAAUUUUCCCCUCAACCAAAAAAAGCUCGCUAA
Molecule: messenger RNA, 561 nt
Organism: Cinara cedri
Lineage: Eukaryota; Metazoa; Arthropoda; Insecta; Hemiptera; Aphididae
Source: the annotation of a GenBank genome assembly